This is a messenger RNA of Anopheles cruzii, 762 nucleotides long. RefSeq names its product trypsin delta-like. The record is from RefSeq and is a predicted model, not a curated record. NCBI's taxonomy places the organism in Eukaryota, Metazoa, Arthropoda, Insecta, Diptera, Culicidae. Bases 1 to 762 code for a protein of 253 amino acids. Gene Ontology annotation, molecular function: serine-type endopeptidase activity. The transcript has 4 exons. Gene Ontology annotation, biological process: proteolysis.
AUGACGCUCCGGUUUGUUGCUAUGGUGCUCUGUUUGGUGGCGGUAGUCUGUGAAGCAGCUGUUCCAAGGCGCUCCGAUGGCAGGAUCGUUGGCGGUAGUGACUCUUCGAUUGAAAAUCACCCCUUCGUCGUGUCGCUUCGCCGUCUGCAAAGGCACAGCUGCGGUGGCGCCAUCCUGAACGCGAACACCAUUCUGACGGCGGCCCACUGUGUUUACUACCCGGACCUGGUACCGUCGGACUUUGAGGUGCGCGCAGGGUCCACCUACCGCAACGAAGGUGGCCAGCUUAUCGCUGUCUCCAGUGUGCACAUCCAUACCCAAUUUGACGACUGGACCCUGGAGUGGGACAUAGCGGUGCUGAAGCUGGUGAGCAAUUUACAGCUUGGUGCCAGCGUACAGGCCGUCAAUCUGCCUCCGCGUUCGUUCUCUAUCGCCGAUGGUACCGUCGUCAGCGUCGCCGGAUGGGGCGCUCUAUACUACCAAGGACCAUCAACCAACCACCUGCAGCAAGUCUCGAUCCCGAUCGUCAGCAACAGUCGCUGCGGUUUGGCUUACCAGAACUUUGCACCCGUUCUGCCCUUCCAUAUCUGUGCCGGCGAGAGGGGACGUGAUGCUUGCCAGGGUGACUCCGGCGGACCGUUGGUGCACCAAAACCAGGUGAUCGGUGUCGUCUCGUGGGGCUAUGGCUGUGCUUUCGACAAUUAUCCCUCGGUCUACUCGCGGGUGUCCGAGUUUAUCGACUACAUCUCGGAGUAUCUGUGA